Rhinichthys klamathensis goyatoka is the source of this 5048-nucleotide messenger RNA. RefSeq names its product cartilage intermediate layer protein 2 (gene cilp2). Lineage: Eukaryota; Metazoa; Chordata; Actinopteri; Cypriniformes; Leuciscidae. The record is from RefSeq and is a predicted model, not a curated record. The transcript has 10 exons. Bases 288 to 4055 code for a protein of 1255 amino acids.
UGUUUUUUUCUGUUGGAAUGAUACAAGGACACAGAUGUUAGCGCACUGGCCAAUGGCGAGCGUGAGGGGGCUGGUCCGGACCAUUCUCCACUCCAUCCUGUCUUUUAAAACUCUGGGAACUUCACAAAACUAUCAGACUUGAUAUUGAAAGACGGGGGAAACUAAAUCAUUGGUCAAAUCUCUCAAAAAAACUUGACAAACCCAUAGCCUAUUUUUCUUUUUGUACGUGUGUGUUUCUUUAAUUUAUUUUUUGUUACCAACAGCUGCCCAUCAGUGACAGUGGCACUAUGUGGGACUUCACAGUCUUGACGUCGGUGCUGUCUACCGUCUUUGUUGUGUCACUGGCACAAGGACCCAUCUGGGACAGCUCACAUCUUCGGAGGUUAAACCAAACGGACAGGAACAGAAAGCUGCCUUACAACAGCCUUGUGGAACCACAGACCACAGGCGUGACCGAGUGGACAUCCUGGUUCAAUAUCGACCAUCCGGGAGGAAACGGCGACUAUGAGAGGUUAGAAGCCAUUCGCUUCUACUAUCGGGAAAGGGUUUGCUCACGACCUGUAGCCAUGGAGGCCCGCACCACGGACUGGGUUGCAGCUGCGGAAACAGGGGAGGUGGUCCAUUCCAGUCUGGAGAAAGGCUUCUGGUGCAUCAAUAAGGAGCAGCCAUUUGGUCGCAGCUGCUCCAACUACCAUGUGCGAUUCCAGUGUCCACCAGUCCACUCAUACUGGACCGACUGGAGCGAAUGGACACCUUGCUCUGCCACCGCCUGUAAUGAUGUUGGCAUCCAAGUGCGUCAGAGGAAAUGCAUGAGCACACAACCUCUUCCCUUGCUGCUUUCGCCCGUCUGUGUGGGACCUCACAUCGAACGGAGAGAGUGUUCAACCCCACCAUGUCAAGCCUUAUGGAGCCAAUGGGGUUCAUGGAGUGCUUGCUCAGUGACCUGUGGGAAGGGACGCAGGACAAGACGUAGGACAUGUCACAGAUCUUCAACUAAAAUUCAGUGUACAGGACGACCAGUAGAGGUCCAAAAGUGUGGAAAUCCAUGCCCAGUGGCAUGCAAACGUGUCUGUCCUGGGGGACGUCCCAAUAAGGACUGCAGCUACUGUAUCUGCGAUGGACAGACACUACAAGGGGAGGUCUUCAGCGUUACAGGUGUCCCAGUGGCUAACGCCACAGUGGCUCUGGCCAGCCAAGCCAAGGUCAUCCGUGCCUACACUGAUGCCAAGGGUCAAUUCAAGAUUGAAGGACUGUGCACCAACCCUCAGACCCGAGUAGUCAUACAGAAGGAUAAAUUUUCACCCAUCACUCUCCCUGUUUCCAUCAACAGCACUGAUGAACUCUGGGUACGGGGCGUCUUACGAUCCUCAGAAAAGCCAUAUAUUGAUAAACAUCCUGAAGACAAAGUACGUUAUGAGGGACAACGUGCAACCCUUUGCUGUAGAGCAACAGGAACACCAAAACCUGACAAAUAUUACUGGUAUCACAAUGGAACUUUAUUGAAUCGCACAAAAUACAAGUACGAUGAAGAUUUGAUAUUGAGGGACCUGAAGACAGAGCAGUCAGGACAAUAUCACUGCAAAGCAACUAGUCUGACUGGCAGCAUCAAGUCUACUUCAGCCGUCCUCACUGUUUUCGCUAAAGGAUCACCAGCAUGCAACUCGACACCUGAUUCUCACUUGAUCAAAUUGCCAUUUGACUGCAAGCAGCCAGGAACAGACUCCAAGUUUUACAAUGCAGGUCGCUGUCCACACAACAAAUGCCCUGGGUCGCUGGACUUUGAUAUGCGCUGCAGGGAUGGAUCCGGCUUCUGCUGUGGGGUCAAACAAUUGGACACUAGAGAGAUCAACUGUGGCCGUUACACCCUGCCUAUCAAGGUUGUGAGUGAAUGUGGCUGCCAGACCUGUGUGGAGCCCAGAGUCCUUGUACGGGGCAGGGUGGUGGCGACAGACAAUGAUGAACCCCUUCGCUUUGGAUACAUUUACAUAGGGAAGGAACGGAUAGGUACCACGGGAUAUCAGGGUGGGUUCACAAUCCAGGUGUCUCCAGACACACAGCGUCUUGUGGUAAACUUUGUCGACCCUUCUGAGAAGUUCAUUGACACAAUCAAGGUUUUUAUUUUUGACAAAAGAGGUGGUGCAGUCUAUCAUGAUGUAAAAGUGAUGAGGAAGCAGGAACCUGUUGAUAUCAAUGCUGCAGAAAGCAAUACCAUUUACCUAGGUGAAAUUAAAGGCGAGGACCCUAUCGGUCAACUGGUCAUACCUCCAAACUCUUUCCAUAAAAACACAGGGGAAGUGUAUGAAGGGACCGUUAAGGCCAGCGUCACGUUCCUUGACCCACGCAACAUUACCAUGGCUGCUGCUGCCCCUGGUGAUCUCAACUUUGUAGACGAUGAAGGAGACAUGCUCCCUCUCAGGACAUACGGAAUGUUUUCAGUAGAUUUCCGAGAUGGGGCAAACCAGGAGGUUCUAGGAGCCGGCGCAGUCCAAGUUCUCCUCGAUACAGAGCAUGUUAAAAUGCAGGAGCACAUUCCUACUAUGAAACUCUGGUCCCUCAAUCCCGACACAGGCAUUUGGGAGGAGGAAAGUAACUUUCAACCCACACAAAGCACCAUUGCUGGCAGUGGGAGGAAUAAACGAGAGGAGCGCACUUUCCUAAUCGGAAAUAUGGAAAUCAGGGAGCGUAGAUUGUUCAAUCUCGAUGUACCUGAAAAUCGCCGCUGCUAUGUCAAGGUGAGGGCGUACAUGAGCGACAAGUUCCUGCCCAACGAGCAAAUAGAAGGAGUAGUAAUAAACUUGAUAAACCUGGAGCCCAAGCCUGGUUACUCGUCAAAUCCAAGGGCAUGGGGUCGUUUUGAUAGUGUGAUAACAGGACCAAACGGUGCUUGUCUUCCAGCUUUCUGCGAUGCUCAGAGGGCUGACGCGUACACGGCUUAUGUCACGGCAAUAAUGGGAGGUGAGGAAUUGGAAGCUGCCCCCUCAAUGCCAAAAUUGAACCCAAACAUUAUUGGAGUGUCUCAGCCUUACUUAGGGAAGUUAGAUUACCAGCGCUCAGAUCAUGAGGAUCCAGCACUUAAGAAAACAGCUUUCCGAAUCAACCUGGCCAAACCAAACCCUAACAAUUUUGAUGAAACGAACGGUCCAAUCUAUCCUUACCAGAGUUUAAUUUCAUGUGAAAAUGCACCUGUUGAUGCCAACCACUUUCGUUUCUUCCGUGUCGAAAAAGAUAAGUACGAGUACAACGUGGUACCCUUUCAGGAGAGUGACCUCACAUCUUGGACUGGAGACUACCUUUCCUGGUGGCCAAAUCCACAAGAGUUCAGGGCUUGCUUCAUCAAAGUUAAGAUUCAUGGAGCAACAGAAAUCAUGGUAAGGUCAAAAAACCUUGGUGGCACUCAUCCUCAAACAAGGGGUCAGUUGUAUGGCAUCAGAGACAUUCGUAGUACCCGUGACUUAAACCAUCCCAACACCUCUGCAGCUUGUCUUGAGUUCAAGUGCAGCGGGAUGCUCUUUGAUCAAUUUAUUGUAGACAGGUCACUCAUUUCUGUGAUUCCACAAGGCAACUGCCGUCGGAUAGGCACCAACGGUCUCCUGCAAGAGUAUCUAAUAAAGCAUCCUCCUGUUGUUCAGAACAAUGAAUCUCAUGCAUUCAAUAUGUUAGCUCCUGUUGAUCCCCUUGGACACAAUUACGGAAUAUACACCGUCACAGACCAGAACCCACGCGUUGCCAAAGAGAUCGCCAUUGGCCGUUGCUUUGAUGGAACUUCAGAUGGUUUUUCCAGGGAGAUGAAGUCAGAUUCUGGAGUGGCACUAACGUUCAGCUGCCCUAAAAGAACUGUGAAUCGUGAGAGCUUAUUCCAGCGCUUGCAAACAAAUCCUGGCCUAACACUAACACAGAUGGCGCGGGAGAUGAGGGAGUCCCAGGGACUGCAAGUCAGAAGAGGGUCAACCCAAAUGGUGGCCUACCCCUUUGGCCAACAGGGCAGGAGCCAGAACCGCAGAGCCACGAACACUAACAGAAGGAGACCUGCUACAAGGACACAACCAAGACAGUAGACAUUUCUUUAGGCUUUUCUGGUUGAAAAGAAUGAAGAAAUGAGACCAAAAAAAAAAAAACCUGCAAUGGAAAUCCUAAACUUGGCCAGCUGGGUGAUAUUGGAUGCUUUGUCCUAACGGAGCAAAAUCCUUACCUGAUUUAUCCGAACACAUUUAAACUCUUUCUGUUUGUGUAUGGAAAACUGUCCUCUCAAGUUUACUUCAUUGUUUAAGACAUUAAUUUUUUGAUUAGGCCAAAUACUAAUACAGGAUGAUGUCAUUUAUUUAUUUUAAAUGUCAAAACGUGCUUAUGUGGAGUGUCCUACUUUUAGAUUAUUGACUCAUUUUCUCUAAUUGACCAGUGUCUUCCAUUGAUUACAGGCUAAAUAGGUGAGACAAGUCUGUAUGGGUUAAGGUCAAGUGUGACAGCUGCUAAUCCUUUCAUCAACGACAUAUUGAUGCAAUGAACUAGACCUGAGGCAGUAAAGAUGCUUGUUCUGUCUCGUCACCUUUUUGUUGUGAUUUGGCCUACUAUCGGUCUGACCAAAGCAUGACUGACUCUAGCCAAAAAUUGCACCCCUUAACCGAAUAAGGAAAAUUAAACAAACAUGUGGUGACAUAUAAAGAAUGAUAUAAUGGCCCUGACUUGCAAAAUCGCCUUUUUUGAAAUCCCCUCCUCAUCCUUUUAAUUGCAUGGCUGGCCUAAUUAAACGUUUUCUUUUGAUAUGAAAUCCAACUAAUACAGUACAUCUCAGUGUAUGAUGUCUAGAUCUUAGGGUAAACUGAUUGUAUUUUGUUUCUUGUUUCUGUCUGUCUCCUAAAGUGCAAUAUUGUGUUCCAAUAAUGACUUGAGAGUCCUAACAAAAAACGUCUUAUGUAAUGAGCCAAUCAGCCAUAGGUCUGUUUAAAAUGUUGGGCUAUUCCCUCAGUAAGUGUAUAUCUGAAUUUCAAAUGACAUAGUACCUGUUUUUUAACCUAGAUAUAAUGAAUCUGAGCUUGCUAAUCCAAUGCAGC